Messenger RNA from Adineta steineri, 1956 nucleotides. Lineage: Eukaryota; Metazoa; Rotifera; Eurotatoria; Adinetida; Adinetidae. The record is from the annotation of a GenBank genome assembly.
AUGAUUCACUUACCAGUCAAAGAUACAGCAUCGUGUAAUACAGUUGCAACAGGUUCUAAUAUGAGUAACGGUAAUAAUCUUCGUAUUAUAGUCACGAUUAGCAAGUGUCCAAAAACAGACUGCAGAACUUAUCAUUGUAUUACACAAUGUACACCUGAUAUAAAGAAUGCCAUAAAAUCUAAAUUUGGAUCGACUAGAAUUUCAUUCACUAUUAAAACAAAUUUAGGAUCACGUACAGCCUCAUGUCAGUUUUGCACGUUUGGUCAAGUCGUUUCAGUUUCGACUACGUCACCAACGACACUACCAAAUAUACCAACUACAACUAUAACAAGUAUAACAUCGACAACAACAUCAACAACAACAUCAUCAACAACAACAACAAGAACUACAACAUCAUUAACAACAACAAGAACUACGACAACAACAAGAACUACAACAACAACAACAACCACAACUACAACAACAACUACAACUACAACCACAACCACAACAACAACAACAACAACAACAACAACAACAACAACAACCACCACAACUACAACUACAACUACAACAACCACAACAACAACUGUUACAACAGCUAUAAUAUUACCAGAUUGCAGUACUGAUAUUUGUUGUUCUAAAACGUGCACUGCUUGUAUUUCUGAUAGUACUCGUGGCUUUUGUAGUACUCCUAAUAAUGGUGAAAAUUUUAAUUUCUAUUCUGCUGAUUCUUCUAAUUGUGAUGCACAAGAAACAGUAAGUCACGGCUCUGUUUCUGGAACACGAUACAGCAAUGUGCCUUAUAAAUCAGGAAAUAAUCUUUCCAGCUAUGAAAAAGAACGUUGCAAACUUGAUAUUUAUAUUCCGAGAUCAAGUGGUACAGCACCAUUUCCAGUUAUCGUUUAUUUUUAUGGUGGAGGCUUGAAUUCAGGCGAUAAGAGCGAAGGAUGGGCAGACUGGAGUAAUAACUUUGGAUUUAAGUUCCUAGAAGCUGGUAUUUCUAUGGUCAUGGUCAAUUAUCGAUUGAGUGGACAGCAAGGGACAAAAUGGCCACUGUAUAUUCAAGAUGCCGCUGCAUCUGUUGCUUGGGUAGCCAAUAAUAUUGCUCAGUACGGUGGUGAUCUUAAUAAUAUUUUUGUCAUGGGUUUCUCUGCAGGCGCUUAUCUUACUCAUAUGUUAAGUAUUGAUUCAAAGUGGUAUACAGAAAUUAGCUUUGAUCGUAAUCGAAUAAAAGGAUAUAUAGCAAUCAGUGGUCAAACUCGGACGCACGGAACAGUUGCUGCAGAUCUUGGUAUUCAACAGAAUCAACUAAUGACCCUCCGUACUGAUGCAAUGCCAUUCGGUCAUGUUAAGAAAAUAGAAAAACCAAUUCAUAUUUUUGUUGGCGAGUAUGAAGGUCAGACUAUAACGGAUAACUAUGCAUACUAUAAUCAACUAAUAAGCAAGGGCAGUACAAACCUUUUUAUUUAUACUAAUCUUGGAAAAGAUCAUGGAGGUAUGCGAGAUGGUUUGGGUGAUGCUAGCAGUCCAACACGUUCGAAAAUCUUGGAAUUCAUUCGAACCGGUGCAAGUACUGUAAAUGUAGCACCUAACAUUGCCUAUCGUAAACCAGUUACUGCUUCAUCAACUGAAAAUACAGCAAAUACAGCAGACAAAGCAGUCGAUGCCGACGGAAAUACACGUUGGGCAAGUACUAGUAGUGAUACACAAUGGAUCUAUGUGGAUCUUGGCGCAAGAUACGCUGUGAACCGUGUGAGAAUUGCAUGGGAGGCCGCUUGUGCAAAGAACUAUUAUUUGGAAUCUUCUGACGAUGCAAGAUCAUGGGCAAAUAUAAGAACUGUGACCAAUAAUGUCGCUCUUAUCAAUGAUCAUACAGGUUUAAACAGAAAUGCACGUUAUAUUCGAAUUUACGCUACGCAACGAGCAACUACUUAUGGAUAUUCAAUUUUUGAAUUCGAAGUAUAUGGAAAUUGA